AUUGCUAUCUUAUAUGCUCAUAACUGCUUCAAGUACAAUUACAGUGAGAUAGUCAUAUGUGCCAGAAGACAAAGACCAAAACGUCUUCUAGAAGUUGUGUAUGGUCUUCAGGUACAAGGUAGCCAAUGGGUACCAACUGCAGACACUUUUUUGAUAGAUUGCAUAGUUUUGCGACUUCUUGGAAGAAAAGCAACACUCCAACUGGCAGAAGAAAUUUACACAGAGAUGUGGAAAAGGAAGAAUUCCAAUAUGCCAGCACUCAAUGUCUCUCAUCCUAUUACAGUGUCUUUGUGGUUCGCCUUGCAAUCAUGGCCAUGCUAGCCAUCUUGAUUGGUCUACUCACUUUCUUGACAUGGCAUUUCACAAAGAUUUAUACCACAAAAUCUCUUAACAGCUUGGCUUAUGACCUGCGUUAUGAACUUCUACAACGCCCCAUCUUGAGGAUGUGGAACGUUUUGAACUCUACUUCUGAAAUUACAACAGCUCAGGUUAAGCUGUCUCAGUAUGUCAUCAGAAGCCACACCAACCUCGCCACUCUUGCAGACCAAGUUGAGAUGUAUGACGCAAUGAGGGCUGUAACAUGGGCACUGUUUGCUAGUAGAAAAGCUCUCAAUUCAAUAACUGUGAAAUACAAGAAUGGAUUUGUCCAAGCAUUCCAUAGAGACCUGAAGGAUAAUAACACCUUUUAUAUUUACUCUGAUCUUGCAAACUACUCCAUUGUUGCCGAUGGCUAUAACGAGAUCAAUUCACUUUCAAUGCAUGAAGCUUGGAAUGACAAAGACAUUCAUGAUAACAAGUCUGCAAUUUGGUACCGCGAACCACUUGACCCUGUCAGUGGUGAGAAGAUUGGAAAAGCAAUGCCAAUUGCACCAGAAGACUCAAUCAAUAUAGCUGGCCUCUCCCAAGUACCUGAUGGUGUAGCUUCAUGGCAUGUUGCUGUGAGCAAGUUUACAGAUUCACCAUUGCUUUCUGCAGCAUUGCCAGUGUGGGACUCUUAUAAUAAAAGCAUUGUGGCUGUUGUGGGUGUCACUACUGCACUUUAUAGUGUGGGGCAGCUCAUGAAAGAACUAGUUGAAUUGCACAGUGGUCAUAUGUAUUUGACUUCCCAAGAGGGUUACUUACUUGCAACUUCCACAAAUGCACCUCUAUUGUCAAAUUCAACAAAGCCACCUAAGCUUAAGAUGGCUGUUGACUGUGAAAAUGAUGUAAUAAGAGAGGGAGCUCAGUGGCUACAGAAAACCUAUGGGAAAAAUUUCCCUCCAAGCCACGAGGUUCAUGUAGAAAACGCCAGGCUAGGCCACCAAGAAUAUUACAUUGAUUCAUUCUUCCUAAACAUGAAGAGACUUCCUCUGGUGGGUGUAAUCAUCAUACCUAGAAAGCAUAUCAUGGGGCAGGCAGAUGAAAGAGCCUUCAAAACACUGGUUAUUCUGAUAUCUGCAUCAUUGUGUAUUAUUGUCAUUGGAUGUGUUUGCAUUUUGAUAUUGACAAAUGGAGUAUCCAAGGAAAUGAAACUUAGAGCAGAAUUGAUUAGUCACCUGGAAGCAAGAAGGAAGGCAGAGGCGUCAAGCAACUAUAAAAGUCAAUUUCUUGCAAAUAUGAGUCAUGAAUUGAGGACACCAAUGGCAGCAGUGAUUGGGUUACUUGACAUUCUUAUAUCUGAUGAUCGUCUCACAAAUGAACAAUGUGCAACUGUUACUCAAAUAAGAAAAUGCUCAACUGCCCUACUCCGUCUACUUAACAACAUCUUGGAUUUGAGCAAGGUGGAAUCUGGAAAACUGGUCCUAGAAGAUGCAGAAUUUGACUUGGGACGGGAGCUUGAAGGGCUUGUAGAUAUGUUUUCUGUGCAGUGCAUUAACCACAAUGUCGAGACUGUUUUAGAUCUGUCUGAUGAUAUGCCAAAGCUAGUUCGGGGUGAUUCUGCUAGGGUAGUUCAAAUUUUUGCAAAUUUGGUCAACAACUCAAUCAAGUUUACUCUAUCGGGUCACAUUAUUCUGAGAGGAUGGUGUGAAAACCCAAAUUCUUGCAGUGAUAAUGCAAAAUUUCCUCUUCAGCAAAAAAAAUCACGAUGUUCACAAAAGGCCAGAGUUAAGCAGCAAGAAAACCAUGCAAAGAGGACCUCUACUAGAGAUAACAAAAUGAUACUCUGGUUUGAAGUUGAUGACACAGGCUGUGGUAUUGACCCAAGUAAAUGGGAAUCCGUGUUUGAAAGCUUUGAACAAGCUGAUCCAUCAACUACUAGACUACAUGGAGGCACUGGUCUUGGUCUUUGCAUCGUCAGAACCUUGGUUAAUAAGAUGGGUGGAGAAAUCAAGGUUGUCAGAAAGGAGGGCCCAGGAACAUUAAUGAGAUUAUACCUUUGUCUCAGUGCACCCGUGCAUGCCACAGAACAACAUUGUCAAGUAGAUUUUGCUAACAAAGGCUUAGUGGUACUGCUUGCACUACAUGGAAACGUGGGCCGGUCAAUUACAUCAAAGUGGUUACAGAAAAACGGGGUGGUAACUAUGGAGGCAUCUGAAUGGAAUGGAUUAACACAAAUUCUGAGGGAACUCUUUCAUUCAAGAAGUUCAGCUCGUAAUGAUGGCUUUGAUGCACACUAUUCAGUGCAUGAUGAUUUAAAGUCUAAACUACUGAGCAUACAGGAAUUAAAAGACCCAAUUUCUGUCAUUGCUGUUGACAUUGGACUACUUGACCUGAGCACAGAUAUAUGGAAGGAACAACUCAACUUGCUUCACAAGUACUCUGGGAGAGCGAAAUUUGUAUGGAUACUAAACCAUGACUCCUCCAAUACAAUAAAGAUGGAGCUUCGCAGGAAAGGACAUACAUUGACAGUGAGCAAACCCCUUUACAAAACAAAAAUGAUUCAUAUUUUGGAAGCUGUCAUGAGGGAGAAAAAUGAUGAGCUACAAAAGAAAAACAUGACUACUCCAAGAAGCACAAUGAAAGAGGGUGAUUUGCAUGAGAGUCUUGAGAUUGAUUAUACUCAAUGUGAUGUUGCAAGCUCAGAUGGUUCUGACAUAUCAGAAAUGAGUGGUUCUAAUCUUGUUAUUGCUAAUGGAGAGAAGGCGGUGAAAUCUCAUCUAUCAUCACAAUACCAGAUUAAUAACUUAGUUGAGUUAACAAAUCAAUAUAUGGAAGAUAAUAAUCCUAGGAAGGAAGGGUUAUGUCAAAGCAGCCUCAACUCUAAUGAUAUCACUGCAGACGCCACGCUAAAAUCAUCCUCCCCAAAACAAGCAUCUUCUGCAACCGGGUCUGAAUAUGGUGAAACACAUAGGGCCAGUAGCUCAGGUAGAGCAACAAGCAGAAAGAAAUCUCUUGAAGGUCUGAGGAUAUUGCUUGCCGAAGACACACCAGUAAUUCAAAGGGUAGCAACCAUAAUGCUUGAAAAAAUGGGAGCCACUGUUGUUGCUGUGGGUGAUGGACAACAGGCAGUGGAUGCUCUGAAUGGCAUGCCUAAUGUUGAAGAUUGUAGAAAGGAAUCUCUCUUGAAGGACAGAAACACAAGAUCUUCUGAAACUGAGAUUCUCAGUGGCCCUCCAUAUGACUUAAUCCUAAUGGAUUGUCAGAUGCCAAAGAUGGAUGGCUACGAGGCAACAAAAGCAAUCAGGAAAUCAGAAGUGGGAACUGGCUUGCACAUUCCAAUUGUUGCUCUCACCGCUCAUGCAAUGUCAUGUGAUGAAGCCAAGUGCCUAGAAGUGGGCAUGGAUGCCUAUUUAACAAAGCCAAUUGACUUUAAAUUGAUGGAGUCUACCAUUCUUUCACUCACAAGAAGGACAUUCUGACUUUUGACACUGUCGUGAAGUUAAUAAAGGGUUGGCUUGGACAAUCUAGAAAUGUAUAGAAGUUUACCAAAUAUUAACGACACAAGAAGCGUGGCUUAACAUGUGCAUUCCAGAAAUGUAAUCCAAUUUUCCUUGUACAUCAAGUUACUAAACUUUUGUUGCUCUUUUAUGUGAAUAUGUUGGGUUGGAGAGUUUUUAGGUAAGGAUCCUUAUAAUGAGUAGGACACCACAAUGCAACCCCAAAACCUUAAGUCCAUGGGACCAUCUCCUUAUAAACUCCUAACUUACUCAUAUCCCAUUUAAUAUGGGACUCAAUUCACACUUGAUUCCAACACUUUCCCUUAAGUGUGAACUCACUCAUAUCUCAUUCAAUGUAAGACUCAAUUCACACUUGAUUCCAACACUCCUCCUCAAGUGUAAACCUAUCUAUUCAUAUCGGCUCCCUCCACAGGAGAAGUUUUCUCUAUCAUGAGUAUCUAUGGUCUACACCACGUGAGUUGUCGUCCACUUAACGACACUUUUUGGACUUCUCACUCUCUACCAUGGAUCAUCUAUAUCGGCUCCCUUCACAGGAGAAGUUUUCUCCAUCAUGAAUAUCCAUGGUCUACACCACGUGAGCUGUCAUCUACUUAGCGACACUUUUUGGGCUCCUCACCCUCUACACAUGGAUCAUCUAGUGUCACCGCUUCCUUUACAGUGCACUUCUCACAUUGACCAUGAUUCCAUAUUGUUAGCUUUGAUACCACCGUUUGGUUGAAGAGUUUUUAGGUAAGGAGCCUUACAAUGAGUAAGACACCACAAUGCAACCCCAAAACUUCAGGACUAUGGGUACAUGGGUCAUCUCCUUAUAAUUUACUCAUAUCUCAUUUCAUGUGGGACUCAAUUUACACUUGAUUUCAACAAAAUAUGACUGCAUUUUGUACAAAAAAGAACUUUUGUUGAAGUUACCUAAUUUAUUUAUUGUUAUCAAUUGUCAAGGUGACUCUUGUGAAGAUUUUUUUGUUUCUUCUUUUUGGGUGGUAAGACUCUUGUGAGGAGUAGAUAGUGAAUUGGAGGCUUUUGUGUCUGGGUUUUCACAUUGAGAAUUCUUUGCGGAUGAAAGAUGUCAAGGGGCUUCU
This is a messenger RNA of Abrus precatorius (Indian licorice), 4897 nucleotides long. Its product is annotated as histidine kinase 1-like. Gene Ontology annotation, biological process: phosphorelay signal transduction system; phosphorylation. Gene Ontology annotation, molecular function: phosphorelay sensor kinase activity. The coding region runs from base 126 to 3779 and encodes 1217 amino acids. The transcript is spliced from 13 exons. Lineage: Eukaryota; Viridiplantae; Streptophyta; Magnoliopsida; Fabales; Fabaceae. The record is from RefSeq and is a predicted model, not a curated record.